Condylura cristata (star-nosed mole) is the source of this 2738-nucleotide messenger RNA. It is a transcript of the gene LCA5, whose product is annotated as Leber congenital amaurosis 5. Gene Ontology annotation, cellular component: axoneme. Lineage: Eukaryota; Metazoa; Chordata; Mammalia; Eulipotyphla; Talpidae. The record is from RefSeq and is a predicted model, not a curated record. Gene Ontology annotation, biological process: intraciliary transport.
AUGGGAGAAAGAGGAAAAAGUUCAGAUACUGAUCAAGAAAAUAAGUCAGGCAAACACCGUUACUCUUAUAGUUCAUCUGAUUUUGGAACUACACCACAGUCUUCUGGCGAGUCGUCACUGGUCAAUCCAGCUUCACCCACAAAUACUAAAAGAGAAAUUUCAGAGAACAAAGUGCAUCAUCAAGCCCCUAGGAAGCCAAGCCCUAAGGGCCCACCAAACAGAAAGGGAGUCCGAGUGGGAUUUCGCUCUCAUAGCCUCAAUAGGGAGCCAAUUCAGAAAGAUUCAGAUCUUGUCACAAAGCGUGUUCUUUCUGCAAGACUGCUAAAAAUCACUGAAUUGCAGAAUGAGGUAACUGAACUCCAGGUCAAGUUAGCUGAGCUGCUGAAAGAAAACAAGGCUUUGAAAAGGCUUCAGUACAGACAGGAGAAGGCCCUGAAUAAGUUUGAAGACGCAGAAAAUGAAAUCUCACAACUUAUUGCUCGUCAUAACAAUGAGAUUACAGCACUCAAAGAACGUUUAAGAAAAUCUCAAGAGAAAGAACGGGCAACUGAGAAAAAGGUGAAAGAUACAGAAGGUGAACUAUUUAGGACAAAACUUUCCUUACAGAAACUGAAAAAGAUCUCUGAAGCUAGACACUUACCUGAACGAGAUGAUUUGGCAAAGAAACUAGUUUCAGCAGAGUUAAAAAUAGAUGACACUGAGAAAAAAAUUAAGGAACUGUCAAAAAACCUUGAGCUAAGUACUAACAGUUUCCAACGGCAGUUAUUUGCUGAAAGGAAAAAGGCACUUGAGGCUCAUGAUGAAAAUAAAGUUCUUCAGAAGGAACUACAACAACUAUAUCACAAAUUAAAGGAAAAAGAGAGAGAACUAGAUAUAAAAAAUAUAUAUUCCAAUCGUCUGCCAAAGUCCUCUCCAAAGAAAGAAAAGACAUCGACAAAAAAUGCUGCAUGCCAGAGUGAUUUUACAGACCAGUGUACAACAGGAGUACAAACCAAUGAAGACUUCAUACUGGAAGAAUUUCCUAUACCACAAACAGGUGUGUGUUAUGAAAACACAUGGGAAGAACCUGAACAUCUUACUUUGGGUCUGGAAUCUCAGGAGAGAAAUGAACACAAAGAAGCCAAGACUCUAAACCCAGUUGUGAAAAGAGAAGAAAAACUCAUUAAAGAUCAAAGACUUGAUGUUGUACAACAGGAGGUUCAAAAGCUGGAGGAUGAGUGGGUAAGCACAGACCCUGCUAAAAAGCAAAAUGAAAAGACUUCUCUAUUUGAGAGAGGAGAAAAGCCAGCUCUGGAAACUGGAAGAUACCAAAUGGAUACAUAUCAAAUUCAAAAUAUUGAUAUAUUGGAAGAAGAGGAAGAAGACAGGUUGAAGAGAGAAAUACUACUUGCUAAGCUGAAUGAAAUCAACAGAGAACUCCAGGAUUCUCAGAAUCUAAAAUGCCCUCCUCUGCCAUUGCUACCUGAUUUAGAAUCAAAACUGCAUUCCCCCAAAAGAAGCCCCCAGACGUACAUGUUCUCUGACACCUCAAAGAGAUUAUUUAAUGAGCUUCACUUUCAAGAUAUCAGUCCUUUAACCACAAAAAGAGAUGGUCAGAAUUCAGGAGAAAUGAGAAGCCCAGCUUCUUCUGAUGAGCUUGCAUUUGGUAGCUAUGUGCCUUCAUUUGCAAAAAUGUCAGGGAGGUUAGAUCCAUUUAGCCCCAAAAGUGACCUCUUGGAUUUCCAAGGAAAUAGUACAGAGAAACUUGGGAAAGACAGUGUAGAUUUCAUUACAAGAAAAGAGAAAAAGGCUAAUCUGAUGGAACAGCUGUUUGGUGCCAGUGGCGGCAGCACCGUUUCCUCUAAAAGCAGCGACCAAAAUUCUCUGGCUACUAGCAAAGGAGACUUUGGCCCUCUAAAUCUUCUCCCACGGGGUAAAAGCAGCAAGGGUAGAGAAUAUAAUGAAGAUGAUAAUUUUUUUUUGAGCGAAGGAAGAAGUUUUAAUGCGAAUAGCAGAUUAAAACAUGCAAACGAUAAACCAGCAGUAAAAGUAGUUGAUUCUGUAGAAGAUGAAAUUGAACAAGUAGCACUGAGAUGACAGACUAUAAUAUACCUUUUUCCAGUUGUAAAUAUUAAAAUAUUUUAAUACAGUAUUUAUUAUAAACAUUUAGAUUUUCUAAUUUAAUUAAAAUAUCUUUAUUAAGGAAUGAUUUUUAAUACAAGUACAAAGAAUCCUCACACAUCAUAGCUAAUUGGCCAAGAAUUAACAGAUGUAUCUUAACUUGUUUUUCACUUUUUAUUUACAAGUAGUCUUUACCUCUUAAGACAGUGCUCGGGGAAUUCUUCCUCUGUUGGAACUUAGUAAUUUCCUGUGUUGACAUCUAUUUAUUUUUGGUCAUAUCCUUACUGAGCUGAGUACAGCUUUCCUACUGAUAGAAAAUGGAAAUUAAGGGUUAAGUGCCUUCUGUUGGCCAAUUGCAGCUCCAGGGUAGUGGCAAUCCAGUGCUAUUUAGAACCCUGUCUUCUAGAUGAGGGCCGGGGUCCCUUACAUGGCAAGACUGCUACUCUCAAGUGAAAGCAGUGACAACGUUGGGAUUUCAUAUUCUUCUGGAAGUAUCCCAGAGUUAAAUGCUACUCAUUUCCCAAUUACAAAUCUCAUGAAAUCACUUACCUAUAUCUGCACUAACAUGCUAGGUUGAAUUAGGAAGACAUUUGUCUAUUUGCAUGUGCAAGUCCCCGGUCAUGGCUCCCAGAGCUUUA